Medioppia subpectinata is the source of this 2820-nucleotide messenger RNA. NCBI's taxonomy places the organism in Eukaryota, Metazoa, Arthropoda, Arachnida, Sarcoptiformes, Oppiidae. The record is from the annotation of a GenBank genome assembly.
AUGAAUACUUGUAAAUCAUUCUUCAGACGCCAUGGACUUAAGAAUAAGCCAUUGUAUUGUCCAUCAAAUGGUAAUUGCAUUAUAACUCCAUUGACACGAAGUAUUUGCCAAAAAUGUCGACUCGAGAAGAGUUUAGCCGUCGGAAUGAUAAAAGAAUUGAUUAGAAACAUUGGAAACAGUAUUACAAACAUUAAAUUAGAGAAGGAUUUGCUGAAAAUAAAUGAAAACAACAAAAACACGUCAAUUGUUCCCAUGUUUAGGGAAAUCACGGAUUAUAACGGUUUGAAUGCAUUGGAAAGCAAUAGGAUAUCGGAGCUGACGAGCGCUGCCGUUGUUCAAAAGCAAGAGUGUUUAAUAAUGGACAUGGUCAAUUUCACUAAAUCUCUAUCCGGAUUCAAUACUACAUGUAUAUGCAUUGAGGAUAGGGUGGCGCUAAUGAAGUACGGCUCCAAUGAGUUACUCUCGUUAUUGGGCUUUAAGUUUUACGACAAAUUGACCGACAAUUUCUAUUUCCCAUUAGAUGAUGAAAGUUGUAUUCAAAUCAGUAUGGACGUUUUACAAUCUACUCAUACUAGAAAUGGUCAACUAAUGAAAUCAACUAUGCUGAAAUUAUUGUCCGAAUGGAAUUACGAUGAUUAUAUUGCAAUGAACCUGUUAAUGGCAAUAAUAUUCUAUAACCCGAAUCGACCGAAUAUAUUGCAUAAAAAAAGUGUUAAACUCGAACAACAACUACUCGAACAACAACUACGCAAUGGACUUAAGAAUAAGGAAUUCAUCAGAAGUGAUGAGCAAAACGAGAAAAGAAAGAAAACUAUUAAGAAAGACAUUUUGGAUGAAUUACUCAACAAUUCAAUUGAUCUUAAUUUGGAUGAGAUUACAGACAUUGGAAACAGUAUUACAAGCAUUACAUUAGAGGAAAAUUUGCUGAAAAUAAAUCUAAACAACAAAAACACGUCAAUUGUUCCCAUGUUUAGGGAAAUCACGGAUUAUAACAGUUUGAAUGAAUUGGAAAGCAAUAGGAUAUCGGAGCUGUCGAGCGCUGCCGUUCAAGAAGGUUUAAUAAUGGACAUGGUCAAUUUCACUAAAUCUCUAUCCGGAUUCAAUACUAUAUGCAUUGAGGAUAGGGUGGCGCUAAUGAAGUACGGCUACAAUGAGUUACUGGCUUUAUUAGGCUUUAAGUUUUACGACAGACUGACCGACAAUUUCUAUAUGCCCUAUGAUGAUGAUAAUUGUAUUCAGAUCAGCAUGAACUUAUUGGCAAUAAUAUUCUAUAACCCGAAUCGACCGAAUAUAUUGCAUAAACAAAGUGUUAAACUCGAACAACAACUGUAUAUAUAUUUACUGCAAAGAUAUCUACUAUUGAAAUACCGCUCGGAAUCGAGAAAAUCACAUGAAUUGUGCAAAGUUUGCGGCGAUAAAGGAUUCGGCAGAAAUUUUACUGUUAUAACGUGUGAAUCGUGUAAAUCAUUCUUCAGACGCCAUGGACUCAAGAAUAAGCCAUGGAGUUGUCGAUCAAAUGGUAAUUGCAUUAUAAACCCAUUGACGAGAAACUUAUGCAAAAAGUGUCGGCUCCAGAAGUGCUUAGCCGUUGGGAUGCGAAAAGAAUUUAUCAGAAGUGAUGAGCAAAAUGAGUGGAGAAAGAAAGCGAUGCGAGAAAAUAAAUUAAAUAAAUUGAAACAGAAAGACAUUUUCGAUGAAUUGCUCGACAAUUCAAUUGAUGUUAACUUGAAUGAAAUAACAGACGUUGGAAACAAUGUGGAUUUGUUAGAAAUCAAUGAAAACAACAAAUACACGGCAAUUGUUCCCAUGUUUAGGGAAAUUACAGAUUAUAACGGUUUGAAUGAAUUGGAAAGCAAUAGGAUAUCAGAGUUGAUGAGCGCUGCCGUUGUGUUUGACUACAAAACAUCAAAGAAUGUUCGCAAAGCAAGAGUGUUCAAUAAUGGACAUGUAUGCGCUGAGGAUAGGGUGACACUAUUGAAGUAUGGCUUCAAUGAGUUGACAUCUAUACAGGGCUUUAGGUUUUACGACAAAUUGACUGACAAUUUCUAUGUGCCUUUAGAUGAUGAUAAAUGUGCCAAAAUCAAUAUGAAUGUGAUGUUAGAAUUGAAGAUUGGUCUACCCCUAUACAGGGAUUACAAACAUCAUCUAGGUCCGCUUAUGAAGGAAGAGUUAAUCCGGAGUUAUUGUAACUCCUCGUUGACUACAAAUCACUCGUCGACUGAUUCAACACAAAAUGACAAUAAUUUUUGUCAAGAAAUUGAUAUAUUGUUAGAAAACACAAUCAAUACGAGUGCCGAAGAGCUUACGGAACAGAUCAGAGAUAUUGAAAACUAUGUGACAAACAAUAUAUUCACUGCAAGUAAUGAAGAGUCACCGGAAUUGCCAGUAAUUUCCGUAUUCAGGGAACUAAUAGAUUAUAAGGGUUUAAAUCACUUAGAGUGCAAUCGGAUGCGGGAAUUGAUGACCGCUUCCAAUGUAUUCAACUAUCGUUUUGCACAACAUUUGAUGACAUUCAACAAUAUCUGUCCCAACGAUCGCUUGGCUUUAGUUAAAUACGGCGGCAAAGACUUGAUUUUAAGAUCCAUUCAGAUUGAUUUGUCUAUGUUUGAACAGAAACAUUAUAAUUCGUUGAAAUAUUACUAUGGACAAUUUCUAUUGGUGUGGGAUUACAGCGACCCCAUUAUUAUAAACCUGACUCGAACAACAACUUUAAAAUUGUGGACAGCCACAAAGAUGCUACUUCUUGCGAUAAAGAAUACGAUUAAAGAUUACAAUCACGUUAUCGGACACGAAAUACAUAUCAGUGAUUGCAAGGACUGA